Molecule: messenger RNA, 3749 nt
Organism: Indicator indicator
Lineage: Eukaryota; Metazoa; Chordata; Aves; Piciformes; Indicatoridae
Gene: PISD
Product: phosphatidylserine decarboxylase
Exons: 7
Coding region: 1-1266 (421 amino acids)
Biological process (GO): phosphatidylethanolamine biosynthetic process
Cellular component (GO): mitochondrion
Molecular function (GO): phosphatidylserine decarboxylase activity
Source: RefSeq, a predicted model, not a curated record
AUGGUGAGAUGCUACAAAGCUUUAUCUAACCCUCCACACUCUUGCUACAACCUCCGCAAAGUUAAAAUUCAUGUCCGGAGGCUGCGCUCAGGGACCAGCGGCAGCUGUGCCAGGGACCAGCACCCACCACUGGAGAGCCCAGGCCCGGCUGGCUCUGCCGGUGGUACACCAAGUAGGAGAACUCGUUUCAGGUUGCAGUUUCCCCAGCUGGCCCUGAGGCGAAGGUUGGGCCAGCUGAGCUGUAUGUCUAGGCCUGCCCUGAAACUCCGUUCUUGGCCCCUGACUAUUCUCUAUUACCUUCUGCCUUUCGGUGCCCUUAAGCCCCUGACCAGAGUGGGAUGGAGGCCUAUGAGCAGGGUUGCGCUCUACAAGUCGGUGCCAACUCGCCUGCUCUCGCGAGCCUGGGGGCGCCUGAACCAGGUGGAGCUGCCCACGUGGCUGCGGAAGCCAGUCUACAGCCUCUAUAUCUGGACCUUUGGAGUCAACAUGAAGGAGGCAGCUGUGGAGGACCUGCACCACUACAGAAACCUCAGCGAGUUCUUCCGCAGGAAGCUGAAACCACAGGCACGGCCGGUCUGUUGCCUGCACAGCGUGAUCAGUCCUUCUGAUGGAAAGAUCCUGAACUUUGGACAGGUGAAAAACUGUGAAGUGGAGCAAGUGAAAGGGGUCACUUACUCUCUGGAGUCUUUCUUGGGCCCUCGCAUCUGUAGAGAGGAGCUGAGCUUCAGCCAGGCCCCAGCUGGCAACUCUUUUCAGCAACAGCUAGUCACAAAGGAGGGCAAUGAGCUCUAUCACUGUGUCAUCUACCUUGCACCAGGGGAUUAUCACUGCUUCCACUCGCCCACUGACUGGAGAGUGUCCCACCGACGCCACUUCCCAGGCUCUCUGAUGUCUGUGAACCCCGGGGUGGCUCGCUGGAUCAAGGAGCUGUUCUGCCACAACGAGAGGGUGGUGCUCACGGGGGACUGGAAGCAUGGCUUCUUCUCCUUGACAGCUGUAGGAGCCACAAAUGUGGGCUCCAUCCGCAUCUACUUUGACCAGGACUUGCAUACGAACAGUCCUUCUUACUCCAAAGGCUCCUACAACGACUUCAGCUUCAUAUCCAACAACAACAAGGAAGGAAUCCCCAUGAGGAAAGGAGAACACUUAGGGGAAUUCAACCUAGGCUCUACGAUUGUACUUAUCUUUGAGGCACCCAAGGACUUCAAAUUCCACCUCAAAGAUGGGCAGAAAAUCCGCUUUGGAGAAGCACUGGGCUCUCUAUAGACAUUCUUUCAGCAGGGGUUUUCUAUCCAAAGGGACUCCUAUCACACCACUGGGUGUUCCCCUUAACAAGUAUGCAUCACUCAGCAGGACCUGGGUGAGGAAAACAGAAGAUGUCUGCUGUGUUAAACUUGAGCAUAUUUGGCCUACAUUUGCAUGCUGCUGCAUGCAGAAAGAGCUCAAUGAGGUACAGCUGCCUUUCGAGAGGCCACCUGUGGAGCUUUGUGUCUCACCCUGUGCCUGUAGUCUUUCAUGUUCUCCCCUCAAUGUGCCACAGGAUGUUCUCAGAGCCUGUAAGUCCCUUUUAAGCCUUUCUAGGCUGUGCAGGUGCAAUGGGGAAGGGUGGAGAUAGAGAUUAGCUGUAUUUAAAGGGACAGUGACAGGCUGAGCCAGACUUUGUACUUUAUAUCUGCAGUAUCUGUUCUUCAGACCUUGAGUAAAGAAUGUGCUCUCCUAUUUAUUUAAUUUUAAGACACUCCCCUGAUAUUCUUGUCUAAAGGCAGCCUGUGAUUGUGUAGAGCCAGAGUUCAAUUGGCUGACAGGGCUUGACAGUCCAGAGCAAAAUGCACAAGAACUUACACUCAGCCAGCUUUUCUGUUAGCCAGCUCUGACACUGUUCCUUUAAAAAUUAACUUUGCACUGUAUUUUAAACCUGGAAACACUGUGCCCACAUUCCAUCCCACAGAACCCCUCAGCUUGGGAGAGCUUUUGUAAAAAAGAAAGAAAGAAAAAAAAAAACCAACACCAAAAAACCCCAAGGCAUGUCUCCUGUUUCCAAUCCAGGGUUUCAUUUUGCUGUUUCAGGCCUUAAAAGAUUUUGUUUGGACAGAAGACAAUUACUUCAGCUCUGGGAGGAAGCGAUUAGAAAACAAAUGGGAUGUUCUCCUCACGGGAUGCAAUGAGAGGGUAACCAGAGUGUGGGUUUACUUUCUGCUUGUAUCUUCAUUGCUGUUUUGUCACUGAAUUCUUGGGAGAGGUAGAUCCUUUAUGUACAGAACAGUUUCAGAUGCUUCAGGACCAAUGCCCUAUCGCCUGACUGUGUAUAAAAGCAUUAUGGAUCUUGGAAGUAAUCCCAAGUUGCCAACUUGGCCAUCCUCUAAUGCACUGGCACUAAUUCCAUCUUACUCAGAAGACAAACACCCCACGUGGCUCCCACUCCUGCCCUUGUGCUUAGUGCUAGGAAUGUGCUGAGGGCUGGAAACUCUAUGCUGAAGCUUUAUCCUAGAGCAAAACUUCAGAGCCUCUUUGUAACUUCACCUCAAGGAGAGUUAAAACCUAACACCCUGGAUCUGUUGAAUGUGGCACUGACUAAACCUAGUGCCCAAAUGCGGAAGAGGAAUUGAGUUUCAAAGCAACGUAUCAAUUGUCUUUAGACAAACUGUUUCAAGUCCAGGCACUCCACACAGAGCUGACUGCUGUCCAGAGCUGGUGGGAAUGGAGCUGCCUAAGACACCUGCCUUUGUGCUCUGAAAGAGUUCUGCUAUUACUUCCUUGCUUGAGCUGCUUUUCUGCUACUUCAAGGAGACAGUAGGCUUUGACCAGCUCUGAUUUCCUAAAGUAAAACUUCUUCUUUGUAUGCACUGCAGAAAAUAGAAUGUUUUUUUGUACAAAUGUGCAGUUUGCCAAGUCCUCUAUGCUUAGCUUGUCAUCAGGAAAGGAGGGAUGAUAAACUGCCAAAGGCCCUGACUUGGAUGAUAGUGGCUGCUUGGGUGACAAGCAGGAGAAAACUCCUUUGGCUCCAAGAGUCCAUUUCCUCACUUUACAGGGGGAGGAGUUUGAAAGCUUGAAGUGGCUCUCAGCCCCCUAUAUUGUUAAACUUGUUGGCCCUACCAAGUUUCCUCCUGCAGCAGUAUAGGGCCAUGUACAGGUUAGAGAAGGGUACUCUGUUUUGAAACCACUGCUGAUGAGAAGAGACUAAAGCAAGCAUCACCCCCAAGAGGAUAAAGCUUUGACUAACCUUUCGACUAAAUUUCAGUGUCAGAUUAACAGUAGAAAGCAAAUUUGUUCUUGUGGAUGGGAGAAAAGACAACUGAAUCUUUCCCCCUUUUCCACUGAGGCCCAGGUCAUCCAGACGCAGCCAAAGCAAUCCUAAGCUUUAAUUCCUUCCUACUCAGCAUCAUCCUUCACUGUAUCUGAGGGUCACAAUGGAAGGUGGGUUAGCUGCUGUUUGCUUUAUUAGCAGUCUAAGAAGGGGGAAAGGACUCAGCAUGCAAGUGGCUGUUUUUGGGAAGGUGUCAAUACUGUGCAGAGCUGGCUGCUUCCCAAGCAUUUAGUGUCAUACAGUGCUCAGCAGCACACCCUGCACUGAAAGCUGUGAACUUCUCCUGCAUGGAGAAUCCCUUUAAUUCAACUGUAUCAGUAGCACAGUAUUUUUGUAUGUCAAAGUGUGACUUGACAUGAACCCAUUUACUUGCAAAUGUUUUGAAAUAAAGAGUAAUAUCAGUGUUGCUUAUCUGUGUGAAGUAGCAGGGUAACCUAAACUAGGU